This is a messenger RNA of Habropoda laboriosa, 1527 nucleotides long. RefSeq names its product probable ribonuclease ZC3H12B. The record is from RefSeq and is a predicted model, not a curated record. Gene Ontology annotation, molecular function: mRNA binding; RNA endonuclease activity. Gene Ontology annotation, cellular component: cytoplasmic ribonucleoprotein granule; nucleus. Bases 1 to 1527 code for a protein of 508 amino acids. The transcript is spliced from 5 exons. Lineage: Eukaryota; Metazoa; Arthropoda; Insecta; Hymenoptera; Apidae.
AUGAGUGCUCUAAAUGACUCUGUUCUAAUUUGUGAUGUAUUUCCAAAGUCAAGAAGGAAGAAAGUGCUUUUAAAAGCAAAAGCAUCACCAAAAAAUGUAAAACGUUCGUUCUAUGAAAGCCCUUUGAAGCAUAUUCGACAAAGUUGUAGCAGCAAAAGAUUGAAACAAAUACAAACACAGAAUAAAUUAAUUCGUAAUGCUGAACGAAUUUCUAACAAUAAGAAGAACUGUUUCCUCUCAAUGAAAAAUGUAUCCUUACAAGAUAGCGUAGUUAUUUUAAGUGAUAAUGAAAGUGAAUCAAAUAACAAGGAUCCAAAUGAGUGUGGAAAAGAAGCAAAGAAAAGAAAAAGUCCUUUGGAAAUAUCAAAAGAGGAUAAACAGAGUUCAAAAGGCUUAUAUAAUUUAAAUGAAACCCUAGCUCAAACAAGAACCGAAGAAGAAACAUGUACAAGAAAAAGAGGAAAAAAAAGAAAAAGAAAAAAUGUAACUGCAUUAUCAAACAAUAGUACACAUUGUCUUUUAAUAUCUGACACAGAAGAUUCAGAAAUUGCAUCUAUUGAUAUAGAUGAUGAAAAUAUAGCCCCAGUACAAAAUUCUGUGGAACAAGGAUCAGAUGACAUUGUUGUAGUAUGGUCAUCUACAGAAAUUUCUUCACCAUCCAGAGAUCAGUCAAAAGGAAGAGAUACAGAUCAGGAACAGGAUAACAGAGUUUUUAUGAUAGAUAGUACUCCAAAUCCAAAGAAUUUGCAAUACUUAAAAGAUAAUGAAGAAAUAAUACCUAAACAAUGUAGAAAACGUGUUAAAAGAAGUAGUAGAGCAGAAGAAAAAGAAGAAAAUGUCAAUGAUAUGCCUUUUAGUAGACAUGGAUUAAAACUUCCUAAACCUUAUAAUAUAAGUAGCACAAUUAAAAUGAAGAAAAAAGGGACACAUAAGCCAUUCAGAAAUUUAAGAUGUCAAUUAUCAAAUAUAUCUGCUAUACCUACAAUAACUAAUUUGGAGGUAGCUACAUCAGCACUACAAACACCACAAUUACCUACAGUUGAAUCAUCUGUACUUCAAUCAUCUAACAAGCUAAGGGAGAUAGUUAUUGAUGGCAACAAUGUAGCUAUGGCGCAUACAAACAAUAAAUCAUUCUCAGAGGAAGGAUUAUUGUUAGUUAUAGAUUAUUUUAAACAGAGAGGUCAUUCUGUGAAAGUAUUUGUUCCCCAACAUAGAAGAUCACAAUGUCACCAAUUACUUGAAAAAUUAUACACAGAUGGAAUAGUAGUGUUUACACCUAGUCGUAGAAUCGGAGGUAGAAGAAUAACUCCUUAUGAUGAUCGGUAUAUAUUAGAAUAUGCCACAAUGUGUGGAGGUAUUGUAGUUUCUUUAGAUCAGUAUAGAGAUUUAUAUAUGGAAAAACCAGAGUGGCGGAGUACAAUCGAAAACCGACUAUUGGCCCCUACUUUUGUAGGAAAUUAUGUUAUGUUUCCUGAAGAUCCCUUAGGUAGAACAGGUCCCAAACUUGAAGAAUUUUUAAGGUUCUGA